GUCAAAAUUGAGAAGAAGCUCAUUCAAUCAAAAUUUGAUGUAUAAUUUUUUUUUGUAACAGCAGUUUUUUUACGACAAUAACCUUAAGAAACCAAUACUUAACUGGGUGAAUAACACUGAUUUUCAGAAAUUUACUAGAUGGAACACUAACAAUAAAAUUGGAUUUUAUAUGAUUAUAACCAGUCUUCGAAGAUAAUGAGUAAUAAAUUGAUUGUUUCUUUGAUAGCAAUUAUUUUUGCACCUAUGUCCCAUGGUUGGAAUUAUAAGGAACAAGAUAAAUGGCCAGAAGCAUGCCAGGGAGCAAUUGCACAAUCUCCUAUCGACCUAGACGAAAGCCAUAUGGUUAAGCUUGCGAUGAAUCCAUUCAUGUUAAGAAAUUGGGACGAAGAAUACAACGCCACAAUGACAAAUAACGGCCACACAAUUCUUGUCGAGUUAGCCAGCAGGCAGCCUUUAGCAAUAACUGGAGGAGGCUUACCUGGGCAAUACAAGCUAGUCCAGUUUCACUUUCAUUGGGGAGCUGAACACACCGUAGAAGGAAAACGGAAAGCUUUAGAAUCGCACUUCGUAGCUCACAACACCAGAUACAGAUCUGCUGUUGAAGCACAGAAGUAUCGAAAUGGACUUGCAGUGAUAGCUGUUUUAUAUGAUGAAGCUGACAGACAAAACGAUGAGUUCAACCCCAUAGUUGAAAAUUUGCAGAAGAUCAGAAAAACCAAGCAAAAGACUGUCAUUAAAAUUAACCCAUUAAAACUACUGCCUAAAGAGCUCACAACAUUCUAUAGAUAUUUUGGAUCUUUGACAACUCCUGACUGUAAUGAUGUUGUGGUGUGGACAGUAUUGAGUAAUGUGGUACCCAUUUCUCGCGAUCAGGUCAAAAAAUUUGCAACGAUUGAGGACCAUGAAGGAAAAAAAUUGUUCCGGAAUUAUAGGUUUGUACAACCACUCAACGGAAGAACUGUUUUUGAAAUACAUACUGACGAAUGUCCUUGCUAACA
Molecule: messenger RNA, 998 nt
Organism: Harmonia axyridis
Lineage: Eukaryota; Metazoa; Arthropoda; Insecta; Coleoptera; Coccinellidae
Product: putative carbonic anhydrase 5
Exons: 8
Coding region: 196-996 (266 amino acids)
Molecular function (GO): carbonate dehydratase activity; zinc ion binding
Source: RefSeq, a predicted model, not a curated record